AGAGGGUGUGUAGGCCUUCUCGCCGUGCGGACUCCGCUGGCCUUACCCCAACGGUCAACAAACGGUGUAUUGUACCAGCGCAAUCACGCUUCAAAUGAAGGCGGCCUGGUUCAAAACCCUCAUGAGCCUCGUGGGCUCCGGUGCGGCGCUAUCCCCGGAUAUCCGGAACGCUGGCUUUUCAGCCAGCAACCUCGACACACCUGAAGUGCUACAUCCGCGGUCCUUUGCCCAUUUCGGCUCUCAGCGCGUCAGGAUCAACUACGGCCGCUUUACCGUGCCUCCGGCAACCGAGGAAAACGGCGUCAAGCGCUUUUCACUGCAAACCGCGCCGCCCUGUAAAGACUGCCUGCUCACGCGCAUUCGAGCCGACCUGCAGCACCCCGAUGGGACCGGCAGUGCCAACCGCGACACAGACGUCUGGCUCCGCCACGUGCUCGUCACCAACCUAGAGCGCGACUCCGCGACGUGUCCGCUGCUCGCAGCGCCGAUCUACGCCUCGGGCAACGAGCGUGCCGAGGCAGACAUCUCUCUGGGCAGCACCCUCAAAGCAGGCUACCCCCUCUCGCCCACCGCCAUCCUGAUCUUCACCCUCAAGCUGAUGAACCCCUCGCCGACCACCGCCCAGGCCGCCGUGCUCACCAUGGACUGGGAAUUCGUGCCGUGCCCCCGCGCCGCCGCGAGCGGCUUCCGCAACGCGACGCCCGUCUGGCUCGACAUCGACGGCAGCUGCUUGCAGCACGGGUCCGAGGUGCCCGUCCCGGCCGUCGGGGGAGGCGGCGGGGGAGGCGGCGGCGGCGCCCAGGUGCCCUUUAGCCUGGCCAUGGACCCGCCCUGGACGGCCGACCUGUCCGGCGAGGUGGUGCUCGUGCUGGCGCACCUGCAGGACGGCGGAGUGGAGCUGGACGUGUGGCGGGGCGCGCGGACCGUGUGUCGGUCUGUGGCGCGGUACGGGGAGGAGGAGCGGGGUCGGCAUGGCGGCGGCGGCGGAGGAGGAGGAGGAGGAGGACGGGAUGCGGUUGCGGGACGCCAUCUGUCGGGUAUGAGCGCCUGCGAGAGGAUUGGGCGGGUCGCGCCGGGGGAUCGGUGGAGUGUGAGGGCGGAUUAUGACUUUGCGAGGCACGCGCCGGUGAUGGAGGGCGCGGCGCCGGCGCCGGUUAUGGGCACUGCGUUGAUGUAUGUGCUUGAGGAUGGGGAGUAGAGGAAGGCAGUAGACACGAAGUUGAGCGUUUGACAGUGGCAGUGGAGGUUGGUCUCAAGCUGAUUCUAGUAUCGUAUUUAGUCGCUGAGAACCCAUGGUGGACGCAGUGCUAAUGAUACACUAAGAGUGACCUUGAAAUAUGCCAUCUAAGUUAUAGCAACCUCUCCUAAAUUGGUUUUAGCAGUGUAAAGGCGCAGUCAGGACCUUAGUUAUUUCGUUUCAAGACUGUCCUUGGCUUUGAUACAAAGUUAGGGCCUCUUACCUUCCUGAACACCC
This is a messenger RNA of Thermothielavioides terrestris NRRL 8126, 1474 nucleotides long. RefSeq lists its product as uncharacterized. Bases 95 to 1198 code for a protein of 367 amino acids. The record is from RefSeq and is a predicted model, not a curated record. The transcript is spliced from 2 exons. NCBI's taxonomy places the organism in Eukaryota, Fungi, Ascomycota, Sordariomycetes, Sordariales, Chaetomiaceae.